Molecule: messenger RNA, 759 nt
Organism: Emericellopsis atlantica
Lineage: Eukaryota; Fungi; Ascomycota; Sordariomycetes; Hypocreales; Bionectriaceae
Exons: 1
Coding region: 1-759 (252 amino acids)
Source: RefSeq, a predicted model, not a curated record
AUGGCAUACGGUGGGAUAUCAGAUCAACAACUGCCAACUGGGUCAAUGCACAAACGCAACUUCAGCCAAUACCACAUCAUGAGGCGUGGGCCCCAUCUUUUGGUGUAUUUUGGAUUUGAUAGAAUGUACCGUGUGACAGAAUGCGGAAAUCCGGGUUGUCGUCGUCUUGUCGCUAAGAUGAAUCCUGAAGCACUCCGCUACCUCACCUGCCGCAGCUUGGUGUCAGUCGAGGGCCUAUUGGGUUUACAGAUCUGUGUUGCAUGUGCGCAGCAUCGUACCGCAAACAAUGGCGCCAUGCGGGUGCGCAGUUCAAGAGGCAAUGGUCCCGUUCCGCACGAGCUGGGAUACCGGAUGCACGACAUCAAUGUCGAGUGGUUCCAAAAAGUACAUGCUCGUCGAUGUGGCAAAGAAUCAUGCGGGGUCGGAAUCCCCGAAGACGCGACUCUUUUUGAGUUGCAACUUGAAGUUGGAAUUCGAUGCUUGAGAUGUCGGAACUUUAAGCGCAAAGCCAGACGGGAAUGGGCUCCUAACGCGGAGUUGUCAUCGGGCCCGCAAAAGUUAGACGUAUUUUAUAAAUACGAUGAGUGCUCGCAACCUCUUGAAAUAUCCUUCUGGGCUGGCGAAACGGACGAGACGGCGGAUUAUUUAUGCCCGGCAUGCUACGAGGCGAGGUUGUUUUUCGAGAACCCAAAAACCCGCUCGACAUCUCCCGCGCCAAAAACCAAAGGCGAUUGCGCCAAUCCGGCUUGCAAAUCCUAG